AGAUCCGUCACUGACUGCGUUUUCUUUGUCAAUGGGCUUGACUUUUUAUUUUAUUUAAUAGUUAUGUGGAUCUUCGUGAGAAGGCGCAGAGGAUGAGACCGCCAACGCCAGCAUUCCCGCAAACCUCACCCAGCGGACCAAUACUGUCAGAAAAGGAGAGCGAGGAACUCUUGAACAUUAGGAUAUCUAAUCAGUGAGCUUCGUCAGCAUGGAAACACUUACACACAGACACAUAUACAUACAAACAAAAAAGAAAAAAAAGUACAAAAAGUACAAAAAAAAAAAAAAAUAUUGCGUGCAUUCUCCUCUAUUCACUAGCUGUCUCAUUUUGUUCCUGUUUCUUUUUCCUUUUCGUUUUCUUUUUCUUUUUUUAUUGGCAUCAUCAUCCUUAUUUCCCUUGCGCCCUGUUUGUCCCUUUUUUUUUUUUUUCUUUCUUUCUUUACUUCAAGGAAUAACAAAUCCUUGUCACGUAAAAGCUGGACCUUUUCCGUGAAUUUGACACUUUUUCUUUAUUUUUUAUGACC
This is a messenger RNA of Lobosporangium transversale, 524 nucleotides long. RefSeq lists its product as hypothetical. The record is from RefSeq and is a predicted model, not a curated record. The transcript has a single exon. The coding region runs from base 209 to 493 and encodes 94 amino acids. NCBI's taxonomy places the organism in Eukaryota, Fungi, Mortierellomycota, Mortierellomycetes, Mortierellales, Mortierellaceae.